GUUCGGAGACGACAAUUUCACCACUCAUCACCUUUCAAGCAGAAGGCUAUUGUCCAGAUGAGUGCAAGAAUGGUUGUCCCGCUUGCAACACCGUUUGCAGAGCCUGCAGUUUUUGCAACCCGGAGGCUGCCGGGCCGUUCGGAAAAGCAGCAGAGUACUGCAAAGCGGAUGUGAAGGCGUCUACAAAAGGGCAAACACUGCAUUGGACCGUGCCACCUACGCAUGGCAAAGAGACAGUUGGCACCAUCGAGAUGGAGGUUCGCUGCAGAACUCCUUGCUUCGAGGUUUGGUUCUCAAACGUCCCCAGCUUCGCAAACUACCAGACCCAGAUUGUUCGAGACACCGAGCUAGCCUUGCCCGAGGUGGAAGCCUUUGCUUACGCCAGGGUGAGAGCUUUGCAAUAUUCUGAGGUGUCGGGUGAAGCAGCCCACAGUGCAUGGAGCAAUACGAUCAUUUGGGGCGAUGACUCUGAUGAGGCAACGAUUCCUCCAUCUAGCACAGUCACGACUCAAACCUUUACCACUGCAACAACUGUGACAGUGACAACGUUCACCAUCACCACUACAGCUACGACUUUGCCGGCUGGGUUGCCCACAACCAUGGAGCCCAUGUGGUUUCUUCCAGAAGGGCAAUUGCCGGAGUCGCCUGAAAAAGAUGGCGAUCAACCUGAUGGCAUCGAGGCAACGAUUAGCUUUGCUUCAACACCUCAGGCAGUCCUGGGCAUGAGUUCUGUGGCAAAAACGCAGGCUUUGCAGGCAAGCCUUUCCUCCAUGCUGGAAGUGCAGACUGGCAAGGUGAAGGUUCUGGCGCUCCGAGCAGCCAAAGUAUUGCUGCCUCGCGACCAGAGCCAAGUGAGUUUUACGCCUUCGCUCCGGUCACGCCGGUUAAUCAGCAUGCAGCACUUGACGGGCGAAGUGCAGGCAGAUUUUGUGGUGCUUUGUGCUGAUGCCAAAGAGCGUCACACCAUUACAGCAGCAAUCCAGGCCAUUCUGCUGGAUGAAAGUGCCAAGCAGCGGUUUGUCAAUGCUUUCAAGGCAUUGUCCAACUCGCCCGUCGAGGUUGACAGCGUGCAAUGCGCAAUGGUCGAUCGGUACCGUAGCAAGAGGUAUCAGAUGAACGGAAAGGUUCUUGUUGCCGCCACAAGUCAGUGGAUUGCGCUGUUUUGCCAUGGUGCUAUGGUGUCCCAUGUCGGGCGAUGCACUGAAGAGGCUUUGCCAAAGGAGUGCCUGUCAGAGGGCCUUGCAAAGAUCUCUCAAGACUUGUUGAAUCAAAGUUGCCGUUUGUGCCCUGGUGCACGUGACUCGCGUGUAGCAGCAGAUGGACAUUUGCAAGGCGAGACCGAGAGUACUUUCGAGUUCGGCCCUGGUGUUUGCCUAGAUAUCUCACAGACUGGCGCCGAGGCAAUGGCAGACUUGGCCCUUCAAGCCAUAUCAGCAAGGCAGAGGUGUCCCUUGAUAUUUUGGACUGGCUAUCUCAUCACCAUGCAGUAUGCCAUUGGCACCCGGCCAUCGGAUAUCAGCUCCCACCUGCUCUCCUUAGCCACGGUGUCGUCAUUUUCUGCCGGCGAUAGCUUCGAUCUUCAUCCGUUUCCCUUUUGGUCGGAGUCCAGAUCUCUUCGAGAUCAAAUCUUGUUCCAUGUCAACUUCAUGACAGGAUCUGGCCUAAUUUGUGAUGAUGUUGGCAAGACUGGGUCAGCAAGAGGCCGGUACAUCCUCCGCGCAGCACAGGACCGAAUGGAGACGCAUUGCAGCGUCAGGCUCAGCGAUGCCCAACUCGUAAAGCGAUGCAGGCAAAAACGCAGAUCGCAAAGUUCGAAGGCCAUGCGAGGCUGGGAAAUUGGCCACGGUGUUGUGAGGCCGUUCCCAACGCCACGUCAGCCAGAGGAAUUGCUGAAGCAGAUUCAGUGUCCAACGGAAGCCCAAGAGGCUGAGUUCUUUGCCAGUUGGCCAGAAGACUGGCGCCAACGUAGCGAAACGGCUUUGCAGAAGUACGCAAAUCGCUCUUCUGGAAGGCGUCAGGUUCUGGGCAGCGGCUGUGAAGAGCCGAGUUCUGAAUGGCGUGAAGAUUUGCGCCCACUGCACAAGUGCGUGCUAGUUGUUGUGCUAGAACGUCUACAACUCGCUCCAGGUUCCCUAGUAUUGGACUGGGGCACAGGUUGUGGACACAAGCUGACUUGGGCUGCGCAAUUGUAUGAUAUUUUCGGCGUCGGGCUUGACCUUGUGGAAGGCAAUGUGAAGUGGGCACGCGAGCAUUCCAUGGGACUCUUUUGUCAAGUGGAUGGUCGGUAUGUCGACUGGCUGCCUGAGAGCACAUUUGAUGCGGUCAUUUCUUAUGCAGCGCUUUGCCAUUUGCAUCCUGAAGAUCAGUGCGCUGUUGUGCGCAAGCUCGUUGGGAAGGUGGUCCCUGGUGGGCAGCUGUGGUUUGGCUGGAAUUCGCCCAUGAUCGGGGAUAUGGAAGGCGUGGUUGAAAAACCCGAAUUUUAUUCAGACGAGUUCUGGAAUACCUGCUUCAGCCAGGCCAAAUGGAAUGAGACCAUUCAGUGGGAGUCUGUGCUCGAGAGCCACCUCUUCCCCGAUGACAUUACCAACCACGAGUCCUAUUUGUUUUGGUGGCCAGCCUACUCUCUUUUCAUCAAGCGCCUUCACGCACCAACACCAAGCGCCGAAGUGGAAAAGAAAUACCUGGAUCACUAUUUCUUUUGUGACAGCUUCACUGCAGCUGCAAUGAACAUUGCAUUGCAAAGUCUAUGGGGACCUGAGUUGUCCUGA
Cladocopium goreaui is the source of this 2768-nucleotide messenger RNA. NCBI's taxonomy places the organism in Eukaryota, Dinophyceae, Suessiales, Symbiodiniaceae. The record is from the annotation of a GenBank genome assembly.